This is a messenger RNA of Trichogramma pretiosum, 1512 nucleotides long. Its product is annotated as tankyrase-1-like. The coding region runs from base 177 to 1433 and encodes 418 amino acids. Gene Ontology annotation, molecular function: RNA binding; protein binding; RNA nuclease activity. The transcript has 2 exons. Gene Ontology annotation, biological process: RNA processing. The record is from RefSeq and is a predicted model, not a curated record. Lineage: Eukaryota; Metazoa; Arthropoda; Insecta; Hymenoptera; Trichogrammatidae.
UCGCACAAAGAAACGCGUAGUCGGCAGUACAGCACCGCACGUCGAGUCGCUCAGUUCAUAUUACGACACCGCAGCGUAAACAACGAAAGAUCGCGCAUUGCAGUGAGUGAUUCUCGUCAAGCAGUGAAAAAUUUAAUUUCAUAAAUAACCGUAUUUGUGUGUGAUUGCGUAGAACGAUGGCUGAAGACAAUCAAAACUGUUUAAAAAAAUUGAAAAUUUUGCGAGAAGAAGUCUGUUGGGAGGUCGAAGAGGCGCGACACGAAAUUCUCGAUCGAUUCGAACAUUUAAUCAGGAAUGGUACUGGCAAACUUCCGAAUCUCCGUGACACUUUUCAGCCUGAAGAGAUCGAUUGGCUUCUCAUAAUUGACGCAUUUAACAAAGUCAAAACAAGCGGAGUUCCUCUCAUCGAUUUCGUGAUUCGCACCGGCUACAAAGACGAACCCGAGUUAGACAAAGACGGCAAGCCGCUGUUCAAUCGGACUACGCCUAUACAUCGUGCUGCUAAAACCCUAAAACCUUCUAUAAAAGAAACCAUAUCUAAACUUUUCGAAAUAUACAACAAAUUUGAUGUGAACUACAUCGACGAGUCCGGCCUCACGCAUUUUAAGAUAGCCUGCAUGUCAAACUGCUACGAGGUCGUCGAAAAAUUCCUUGAACUUAACAAAAGCCUAGCGCAAAACUUGGUUGAUCCGCCGUUACUCUUCGCUUUGUAUGAUAAUCCUUUGACUACUUUGGUCGGAUUGUUGCUGAGAAGUGGCGCCAAUCCAAAUGUGGCUGAUGCGGAAGGAUUGACUCCUCUGCACAUUAUUGGUGAGAAUGACAAUAUUUUCGGUGAUAAAGUCGCGAAGCUGUUCUUCAAGAUCUGCGAUGAAUUAUGUCAGCCAGUUCAAGUGAAUGCCCGAGACAAAAAGGGUUGGACGCCGCUACAUAUGUCUAUUUCUAAGGGUAACGAAAAGUUGACGCGAUUCCUGCUGAAUAAGGGCGCCGAUCUUAAUUUGGUCACUGAUGACGGAUUAAAUCCUCUGCACAUCGUUUGCAAGAGUGACGAUAUGUUCUUAUAUUAUAGAAAAGAUAUGGUGUCUCUAAUAUUCGAGGUAAAUAAUGAUAAACAUCAAUUAGUCAACGCCGUAGAUAAAUUAGGCCGGACCCCGCUUCAUUGGGCUGUGGCAAAUCUCUUGUCAGAUAUAGUGGAUGUAAUCUUGGAUCAUGGAGCUGAUCUGUCCGACUUCGUUUUCCCCACCGAAGAUUACUUCGGCCAGAGACAUACACGAAAAUAUACACUGCAGAUGGUAGUAUUCCCAACUAUGUCCAUUGUCGAGUCUUUGAAGAAAAAAGGAUACAUCUUGGACCAAAAUGCUGCCCUCAUGAUUAUGAAAUUUUUUGCCAAGAAUGGAUUGAUGAUUGAUGAGUCAGUAGAUAUUACUCCCGCCUGAUAAGGCAGAGAAGUUUUUUACGAUGGAGAACUACUGCGAGUUCACCUAUAGAAUUUCGCAUCUUCGCGACGAUUCUCAC